Molecule: messenger RNA, 3329 nt
Organism: Mytilus californianus (California mussel)
Lineage: Eukaryota; Metazoa; Mollusca; Bivalvia; Mytilida; Mytilidae
Product: neuronal acetylcholine receptor subunit beta-3-like
Exons: 8
Coding region: 420-1916 (498 amino acids)
Biological process (GO): regulation of membrane potential; monoatomic ion transmembrane transport; signal transduction
Cellular component (GO): neuron projection; postsynaptic membrane; synapse
Molecular function (GO): transmembrane signaling receptor activity; acetylcholine-gated monoatomic cation-selective channel activity
Source: RefSeq, a predicted model, not a curated record
UGGACAAGUAGAUGAAGGAUCAACUAAGUGUCAGCAGUGGUAAUUUAGUGGACUUAACAAACUUUUGAUUUAUAAUGUACCAGUAAAAUGCAGUUCAUCAAUAUUAGAUAAAUAUACGAAGAAAAUACUAUUACAGACAGAACUAAUGAUUGACUGGGAAGUACCUAUAGGUUACCAAUCAGAACUAUCAGAGGUGUUCAAAAUCCGAUAAUGAUGUCGUAUGAACAAACUAUUGAAAUUAAAUUGAAAAGUAAUAUAAGAGACAAUGCUUGUCCUUGGUUGGAUCAUUCGAACUGUUGAUAUCAGCUGGAAGUAUGGAUGUUGCGAGGUUAUUUAACGUUGUAGAACUAUUCACAUGGAACAUAGAAUUAUUGAUGAUUAUUUUCCGUGAUUGUAUGGAUACCUGAUAGUUUAAAAUAAUGUCUUCGUUGCUCGGACAAACAUUUUUCGUCUUUUCUGUUGUUUUCUCUAAUAUUGAAGUGGCUGAAUUGUCUAAAGAGAAAACGCUGAUAAAAAAGCUCCUUAACAACUACCAGGAAAUAGGAGUUAUGGGUCGACCUGUUGUUUCUCAGAACGAUGUACUAAAUGUACAGUAUGGAUUGAGUUUAAUACAAAUACUUGAUUUAGAUGAGAGGAAUCAAGUUCUUAAAACAAAUGUAUGGGCAACAUAUCAUUGGAAAGAUAUUUAUAUGUCAUGGGAUCCACUAGAAUAUGACAACAUCACUAAAGUGAGGGUUCCCAUGGGGAGUAUCUGGCAACCAGAUAUCAAACUUUAUAACUAUGCAGACGAAAGGAGAGAGGAAAAGAGAGAAGCCUUGUUAGUAGUGUCGUAUGAUGGUGGCAUUCAGUGGAUACCCCAAGCUAUAUUUAGAAGUUCAUGUGCCAUAGAUAUAAUGUACUUUCCGUUUGAUGUCCAAACGUGCAAAAUGAAAUUUGGUUCAUGGACAUACGAUGGAUAUAAAAUUGACCUUGAUCUUGUUUAUAACGUUAGCACUGGAUUUGAAAUGACAGAUUAUAUUAAAAGUAACGAAUGGGAAAUAAUUUCCUCCCGAGCUAAGAAGACUGUCUUCCGAUAUGCAUGUUGUGAUGAGCCUUUUGUGGACCUCACCUUUCACUUAAAGAUAAAACGUCAGCCAGCCUUUUAUAACUAUAUUUUAAUUUUACCAUGCAUUCUUCUGUCAUCUUUAACAUUAGUGUUGUUCUGGCUUCCACCAGAGUCUCCUGCCAAGAUGCAGCUCGGCAUGAAUAUUUUUGUAGCCUUCUUUGUUCUGUUGUUAUUAUUAGCCGAAUCAACACCACCAGCUGCCUCAUCUAUACCCCUUAUAGGUGCGUACUACUGUCUUAAUAUGAUACUGAUAACGCUGUCAACAUUUUUAUCAGUGAUCGUUGUAAAUUUGUACUUCCGGGGUUCCAGAACGGAAGUGCCAAAAUGUGUCAAAUCGCUUUUUGUAAACGGAUUUGCCAGAAUUCUAUGUAUGAAAGGACAAGUGUCUUACAAUUCCUGUUCAACAGAUACAUCACGAAUUACAAAUAAUAUCAAUAUGAAAAACAGAGAAAAACGAUUUAAGUAUGACAAAGUGGGUUAUUUUGAAACACAGACAGAGGACAGUUGGAAACCAAUGCAAAACGGUCUCCAAAAUACAGACGACGAACCAUGUCCUCCGAUUCCAACUAGUAUUUCUCAGACUCUUCUGUCGUCUGUAGAGGGAGAUGUCAAAGAAAUCAGAAACCAUUUGCAACGGUGGUCGGAUAAAACAGAAGAAAAAGAAAUUAAAGAAAGAAUAACACGAGAAUGGCGAAUUGUCGCCCUUGUUUUAGACCGCUUGUUCUUCUGCUUAUAUUUGCUUGUCAUUAUUGUAUCGAUAUGCACAGCUUUUCACAGAGCAAUUGUCAGUUUAUUUAAUCAAGAAGAAUAACAAAAUAUACAAAAGGGAAAUGGUAAUGUCGAGGGACAAAAAACUUGCUCUUUUAUAAAUACCCAGUCCAAAAGAAUUAUUUUUUCCUGAAAUAAAAAAUCUAUCUAUACACAUACAUGUAUACAAAUAUACGCGAUCGUUUACUAGUAGUUAACACGGUAUUCUGUAUGCGUCAUGCGCGGUGGUAUACAUUCAAAUGACUGUUUACGUUACAAUUGAUAUUAACGUCCAAUUAGCAUCCAGCAAUGCACAUAGACGGUAUACAUAAGCAUACUCUUUAAAUUUCACGGUUAAAAUAACAUUGAACAUAUAUCGGUAAGUGUAUUGUCCUCGCCAAGAAAAAGCAGAAAAUCUCGACGAAUAUCACUGUUCUUCCUGUUCCUAAAGCUAGUAGAAUAGAAUAUAGUUUGUCUGGUGACGUGUACUGGGGUAUUAUGUUUAAACAUGGUCUUAUUCAGUUCAUUUAAUUCAAUUCCAAAAACAACCAGAGUUUUUUCAAAUCUAAAAUGAUGUUUUAAUUAGGAACAGAACAUUUCAAUGUCAAGUUAGGAACAGCACAUUUCAAUGUCAAGAUUAAUCCUAUUUAACAUGUUGGAACGUGUUAUCAUUGUUAAAAACUGUGGCAAUGUUUAAAAUAAUUAGUUGUACUGUCAACCUAAAAUAACAAAUGACGUAAAAAACCUAAUUUACAUGGACGACACAACUAUUUAAUUUGUAAAGAUUAUUCUUUAGAUAGAUCAUACCAUGGUUAAUGAAUCUGAAACAGGCAGUAGUUAAAAAAAAUCGAAUAAAUUAUAUGUUCAUUCAUUUUCUGCAACCCAUAAUAAAAAGUACCGAACUCUAUAGAAAAUUCAAAACGGAAAGUCCCUUAUCAAAUGGCAAAAUCAAAAGCUCAAACACAUCAAACGAUUAGAAAACAACAGUCAUAUUCCUGACUUUGUACAGGCAUUUCCUUAUGUAGAAAAUGAUGGAUUAAACCUGGUUUUAAAGCUAGCUAAACCUUUCACGUGUAAAGACCGGAACUAAUUUUAUCUUUUUAAUUAGUUUGAUCUUACAAAAUUUUGAAAGUCAAUAAACAAGUUUCAAGUCACAUCUAAUUACUGUUACUAAACUGAUUGUUCGAAGCAAACCAAAUAACUUAAUAAAGUUAUAUAAUUUCAUUUUUUUUCAUAUUACACAAAAAAAGUGAGCAUCGAAAAUAGCUUAUCACAGCCUUUCGUCUGUAGAUUGACAAUGCAUGAAAAUGAUUCACGUAAACUGUUUCCGUGUUAAAGCUAACAUUUUUUUUGGAAUCUUAAUAGAUUUUCAUGUUCAUAUAAGCUUCAAAUCUAAUACUGUUUGGGUUAAAAUAGUAAAUUGUACCUAUCAAAUGCCAUAUAUGUGGUUUACACAAUAAAACAUUGUAUGAAAUGA